UGUUUGCGGCUUUCGUUUGUAUAUUUUCUUUUAAAAUAAACAAAGAUAACAUACAUGACUUAAUUCAUUGCAAAUUUUCAAAAUGAAUGCAACAAGCCUUUACGUUUCUACGUGUCGACUCAUAAUAUUAGCUGAUCCCGCUGACAAAUCUACGUGGACUGAUUUAUUUCGUUUGGUACCGUAUUUAAGACAAUCUUUAUCCUGUACGGUUUGUGGUAAUUUACUAAAAGAACCAUAUACGCCAACAAGUUCUGGGUGCCAACAUCACGUAUGUAAAAAGUGUAAAGGUGGUCGAAAAAAAUUAAAACCUUCAUGCAGUUGGUGUAAAGAUUAUGAAAAUUAUACUGAAAACUUACAGUUACGUAUACUCCUUCAGUGUUACAAAAAGUUGUGCGAAUAUUUCAUGGGAACAGAAGUGUACAAAACAUUAUUAGAUGAAGAUGAAGUUGCUGCCAGUGUGAAUGGGGGUACAGUGGCCAGCUCAGGCUUAAUAGAUUUAAUUCAGGAAGGUGCGGGAUUUUCAGACGACUAUAAAAGUACAGGAGGCCUUUCGAAGUCAGCAUAUAGCAUAUUACCAUGUGUAUACACAAAUUCAGCAUCAACACAAACCCAACAUGGAUCUAGUUCAAGUAGCUCGGGAGCAAGAAGUUCCAGAGAUUCUCCCAAUUCAAGAUCAACAGCAAACGGAUCUCCCAUGUAUUCUGUAAUGUAUGCUGGCUCUGGGAAUAAAAUCACAAUCAAAAGAAAAGCAAUGGAUGAAUUGGAUUCACCCCAAAGUGAAUCAUCAUCUAGGGAGAGUAAGGUAUCACUCGGUUUCAAGAAACCAUCAAAUAGAUCCCGUAAUUCUACGGGCGGUAAGCGCAAAGGCUGCAGAUGUGGAAAUGCAACGGCAACACCGGGGAAACUUACUUGUUGCGGCCAAAGAUGCCCCUGUUACGUUGACAGUAAACCUUGUACCGAGUGUAAGUGUAAAGGAUGCAGAAAUCCUCACAGGCCAGACGGGAUGAAGGUCCGACCUCACAUACCACAAUUAGUGGACACACUGCAAUUGACUCUGAACAACCCUGACAGCUCACCAUCAUGUUCAGGCUCAAUGGACAGUUUGGAUACUGAUACCCUUACCAUGGAGGCUAUGGAGGAAUCGCUUAGUUACACUGCAGAACUUAAAUCGUCAAACAUUAAAGUUUACACAAGUCAAUUACAAGAGGUAUCACCGUCGUUGCCAGCUACGAUAAUGAUGGACGAGGACCUAGCUGAAUCGCCGGACGAUGAUAUGAGCUCCCCACAUGACUACACCCUGGCAUCUCCUCAGGGUUACGACGUGGACGUCAUCUCACCGCAGUCAGCAGAGACUCAAGAUGUCACCAGUGACAUUGAAGUGGAUGUAUGACAUCCACUUUCAUUGGCGAGCGACUAGGGUCUCGUCAUCGUCACUAAGUUGACGCGCGUCCAAAGGAACGUUCAGUGCACGACCACAGAUGUCACUUAUAGAAUGUUUGAAAUAGUAUUCACCAACUGUUUAUAAUUCGACGCUUGAAAGGCAAACGUGACUAAGCGACAAUGCGUGAACUUUACAGUAGACUAAUUUAAAGUU
This is a messenger RNA of Bombyx mandarina (wild silkworm), 1594 nucleotides long. It is a transcript of the gene msl-2, whose product is annotated as male-specific lethal 2. The record is from RefSeq and is a predicted model, not a curated record. Gene Ontology annotation, biological process: protein ubiquitination. Gene Ontology annotation, cellular component: MSL complex. NCBI's taxonomy places the organism in Eukaryota, Metazoa, Arthropoda, Insecta, Lepidoptera, Bombycidae. Gene Ontology annotation, molecular function: ubiquitin protein ligase activity.